Molecule: messenger RNA, 789 nt
Organism: Parnassius apollo (apollo)
Lineage: Eukaryota; Metazoa; Arthropoda; Insecta; Lepidoptera; Papilionidae
Source: the annotation of a GenBank genome assembly
AUGCGUACAUGCGCUAUCCCAGCAUGGAGAAGAAGAAUUGAGGAACGUAUCGCAAAGGCUAGAGCUCUCAUCGGCAGACUGAUAUGCUUCAGAUCAGGCAACAACAGGCCAAGAAUUGUGCGCACCGUCAGGAUGGCGUUUGCUGGGACAAAUGUCAGUUUGUCCCAGCCGGAUAUAACGCAAAAACUGACGGAGCGCAUAGAUGAUCUGAAACAGAGAAUCGCUGCUUGGGGAAAGCGGAUUCGGCGAUAUACCGAGAGGUCGACACGGUUCAACCAGAAUCGUCUCUUCCAGAGUGAUCAGAAGAGGCUCUAUGAAUCAUUGGAGUAUGAAUCAAUGGUAAGUGGAACGGGUCCAGCACCGAAUCAGGCCGACACUGUAGCAUUCUGGCGCGGCCUGUGGUCAGAGCCCUUAAACCACAGCGAGGGCCCUUGGACGGAAGUUGUGGCGAGUCAGUGUGCGGGUAUUACGCCCAUGGACCCCUUCAUCAUAACGCCGGAUGACGUAGCUGAGGCGGUCCGUAGGGCCCCGAACUGGAAAAGUCCGCGGCUUGACGGGCUGCAUCACUACUGGCUGAAGGGGUUCAUGGUGUGUCACUCUGUGCUCGCCCGACAGUUUCAAGAGGCUCUCAACCAGAAGUUGCUCCCAAGCCUCUUCACUACUGGGAUCACUCAUUUGGUUCCUAAAGACCAGGUGCCCUGUGAUGGAAUUAAACUUGAGCUGUUAGGAGAAAGUAGACACAGUAUAGAAAAUAAAGAACAGCUCAAGACAAUUUUAAUUAAUGUGUAA